AUGGAAGUUCCUUUCAAGGUGUCCGUGGGCUCUGUGGUUGUCUCGCAACAUCUUGACAUGGAAAUUCCCUUCAAGGUGUCCGUGGGCUUUGUGGUUCUGUUGCAACAUCUUGACAUGGAAUUUCCCUUCAAGGUUUUCUUGGGCUAUGUCGUUCUGUUGCAAUAUCUUGACAUGCAAAUUCCCUUCAAGGUGUCCGUGGGCUCUGUGGUUCUCUUGCAACAUCUUGACAUGGAAAUUCCCUUCAAGGUGUCCGUGUGCUUUGUGGUUCUGUUGCAACAUCUUGACAUGGAAAUUCCCUUCAAGGUUUUCUUGGGCUAUGUCGUUCUGUUGCAACAUCUUGACAUUCAAGUUCUCUUCAGGGUGUCCUUGGGCUCUGUUGUUCUGUUGCACCAUCUUAGCAUGGAAAUUCCCUUCAGGGUGUCCGCGGGAUUUGUCGUUGGCAACAUCUUGACAUGGAAAUUCCUUUCAAGGUGUCCGUGGGCUCUGUGGUUCUGUUGCAACAUCUUGACAUGGAAAUUCCCUUCAAGGUGUCCGUGGGCUCCGUGGUUCUGUGGCAACAUCUUGACAUGGAAAUUCCCUUCAAGGUGUCCGUGGGCUUUGUGGUUCUGUUGCAACAUCUUGACAUUCUCUUCAAGGUGUACUUGGGCUCUGUUGUUCUGUUGCAACAUCUCGGCAUGGAAAUUCCCUUCAAGGUGUCCGCGGGAUUUGUCGUUGGCAACAUCUUGA
Symbiodinium natans is the source of this 726-nucleotide messenger RNA. NCBI's taxonomy places the organism in Eukaryota, Dinophyceae, Suessiales, Symbiodiniaceae. The record is from the annotation of a GenBank genome assembly.